CAUUUCAUACAGGCCAAGGGGCGGCUGUACGGUAGCGGGCUUUAGGACCCGGCGGAGCCGCUCGUGUGAAGACGGCAAACAGCAAUGUUAUGGCCGGUUUUACCUGCGCGCGACUGACGAUAACCAUUUAAGCUAACCUGCAGCAUCUUGUGGUUUAUCCAUCACAUGUCGCACUGUUGGUAGCUGUGUAGUGACAGGUUCAGUACCCACAGGAAGCUGCGGCUCGUCUCUCAGCCGCUGAUGGAGCACAUCCGACUACCAAAGGUGGAGAGCGUCAGGCUGCUCGACAGAGUGUCCCCCAGAAGAAGCAGGGUGGGCACCCUCUACCUGACGGCCACACACACCAUCUUCGUGGAGAACGAGGCUGGAGUGCGCAGUGAAACAUGGGUGCUUCACAGUUUGGUGUGCAGUAUGGAGAAACAAGCCGCCUCAGCCUCAGGAUGUCCUCUCAUAAUUCACUGCAAGAACUUCCAGGUUCUCCAUUUUGUCAUACCUCGAGAGCGAGAGUGUCACGAUGUUCACCUGUCCCUGCAGCGACUCUCCCAGCCAGAGACUUACGAGGAGCUGUAUUGCUUCUCCUAUAAUCCUAACGUUGAUGAUGAGGAGAGACGACAGGAAUGGGACUUCUUGGACCUCAAGGCUGAUUACAGAAGAAUGGGACUUCCAAACUCCCUGUGGAAACUCUCCACUGUCAACCAACACUACAAGGUGAGUGACACCUACCCUGCCGACCUGUUUGUACCCGAGUCCGCCACACCUCCAGUCAUAGUGGGUAGCUCCAAGUUCAGAAGCCGAGGCAGAUUUCCCACUCUGUCGUACUACUCCAAAGAAAAUCAUGCUGCCAUCUGCCGCAGCAGCCAGCCCCUGUCAGGUUUCAGCGCCCGCUGCCUGGAGGAUGAACAGAUGCUGGAGGCCAUCUUGAGGUCCAAUCCCCGCAGCGACUUCAUGUAUGUGGUGGACACCAGGCCUAAGCUAAAUGCAAUCGCAAACCGAGCUGCUGGAAAAGGCUACGAGAAUGAAGACAACUACUCCAACAUCAAAUUCCAGUUCAUCGGCAUAGAGAACAUCCACGUUAUGAGAAACAGCCAACAAAAAACGCUGGAAGUGUGCGAGCUGCGCUCCCCCUCCAUGUCUGACUUCCUGGAAGGUCUGGAGAGCUCAGGCUGGCUGAAGCACAUCAAAGCUGUUUUGGAUGCCGGCAUCUUCAUCGCCAAGGCUGUUGCCGAGGAGGGUGUCAGUGUCCUGGUCCACUGCUCAGAUGGCUGGGACCGCACUGCCCAGGUGUGCUCGGUGGCCUGUGUGCUCUUGGAUCCUUACUACAGGACCCUUAGAGGACUAAUGGUUCUCAUUGAGAAAGACUGGGUCUCAUUUGGACACAAGUUCUCUCACAGAUGCAACCACCGGGUCGGAGACCCUAAAGAGGUAUCUCCCAUCAUCGAUCAGUUCCUGGAGUGUGUGUGGCAGCUCAUGGAGCAGUACCCCUGUGCCUUUGAGUUCAACGAGAGGUUCCUCAUCACCAUUCACAGCCACAUCUACUCCUGUCAGUAUGGCAACUUCAUUGGCAACAACCAGCGGGAGAGGAUAGAGCUGGGACUGCGUGAGAGGACUCACUCUUUGUGGAGUUAUCUUUGGACCAACCAGGCAGACUACAUGAACCCUCUGUACCGGCCAGACCACAGCCAGGCACAGGGCCUCCUCAGGCCCUCUACCGCCCCCUACUGCUUUAAGUUUUGGAGAGGGCUGUAUAACCGUUUUGACCGCGGGAUGCAUCCUCGUCAGUCUGUGGAGGAUUAUCUGAGUGCCAUCCAGGAGGAGACACAACAGCUGGAGGAGCAGCUGGCCUCACACAAACAGAAAAUUGCAGAGCUGGAGCAGGAGCAGGGGUGGAAGAGCGAGACCAAGACAACAACCGCUUAUGAUAAGAGCCCCACAGCGUGGGCUCUUGGUGCUGACCUUGGUCUGGCCAACACCCCUCAGGAUUAUACCGGAGGCUUCAUCACCAGCAGCCCCUGUCAGCCCAAAGUGCCAGACAGCAGCCUGAUCCUCCAGGACUUGAACCAGACACCUGAGACCAACCUCUCCAAUGGUAGUGACCAGGAGUCGGGGAUUGCAGAUUUGAGCUGCCGCUCACCCCUCAGCGAGGACAGCACCAGGGAUCCAGACUCCGAUGAGGCUGCCUACUCAGCUGCCUGAGAGAAUGUAGCAUUUGGUGGGAGGUCCACGGAGCAGCUGAACAACCUUCACAUUCAUUAAGUAACCCUGCUGUAGGCUCACGCCAGUGAAAAGUCUUUUUUGGGUUACACAAGUGACUUGCACUUUUGUUUGCAUGUGGUGUGGUGGACUCUGCCUGUUGCCACAUACAUUCUAGUUAGUGGUAGUUUACUGUAGCUGACCAUAUUGUAUUUAUGCUGGUGAAAGAAAUUAAGAUUCUCAAAGUAACUGCAAAGCUUAAUAUAUUGCUCACUGUCACAUAUGUUGUUGACAGCAGAAUUAACCAGUAAGAGUGUACACAGAGUGGAAAACGGUAACAGAAAUGCUUUAAUGGUGAAGAGAUGUUUUAACCAAGAUUCUACUGAGGUCUAAUAUCAGCAUAAAAAUUUAGGACAGCUUGUUUUUAUCUGUGGUCUUCCUCCUCCUUCCUCCAUCCUUCAUCAGGCAUUUGUGAACACCUUUUGAGUUGUCAAAGCAACAUGAAGCAAUUAAGAGAGCUCCAAAGAAACAAAAUCAUCAUUUAAGGUGCGCUGAAUAAAAGUAUAAUUGAAUAAAGGGCUAAAUUAAAUCAGAAUUAAACAGAUUAAACACCAAACAGACAAACUGCAGAGACAAAAGAAACAAAAGACUCCAGUGAAAGCUAAUCAACAAGGAUUUGACAAACGUGUACAGAUGUCUCUGACACACAUGCUGCUAAUUGGAAUUUCAGAAUGAUUCAGCUUUUUAGCAAUGUUUCCAUCUCUAGGAGUUUUUUUCCCAUAAAGUGUCUUUGUAAUAUUCAGUUGACACUUAAUUUAAAUGCUGUCGUACAUCAUGGUAGCAGCUACUUAUAGGCUGUCUGGAUUCAAGAUUUAAGUCUGAUCUGUAGGAGCAGCAAUAAUCUCGUUCCACCCAUGUAGCAUAUUUUGAAAUGUUAUGAAUGAACGUCACUCGCUCAGCACACCACACCUCGGCAGGGUUUCAGAGUUGUUGCACUACAAUAGCCAGUGUUAUGUUGUGGUUGAUUGGCACCUUGAGGCCACAUCUGAGUAUUUCAACUAGAUACAUGUAGUGUAAAUAUCACAAUAUCAUGUGAUAUUUACACUACAAGUCUUAUUAUAUUUCUGUACACAAUGUUUCAAAAGCAAAUGUGAACAAACCACCACUCUUAACAAAGGGAAUCAUCUGUCUGCUGGUGUUAAAUCAUGACUACUGAACCAGCAGACUGGAGCAUGUGAACAAAAAGGUACUGCUGCUUUGGGCAGGAGAUUUAACGACUGACCUUUUCUGUAUUUGUGCCAUCUCGACUGUAAAAUAAGCAUUAAAACUGCUGACUUUAAAUGUGUAGUACACAGUAAGUGCACUCCAACACUGCAAAUGAACAUUGCAGAGAUUAUCGAGCAAAGCAUGUUAAGAUAUUUUUGUACUCUGACCUAUUUUUUUGACUACUGUAAUGUCGCUUUAAUGCAUGUUUUUAUUUGUGUCUGCGGGUUGAAAAUAUCCAGUCUGACCAAGUGUGAAAGAAAGAUCUUUAUGUCACUGGGUUUAUUUGUUCAGGUGGAAUAAGAGCCAAAUUUCCCAAACUGAUUUGACUUGUGUAACAUGUGUCUGUUUUCUUUUGAAUAAAUAAAAACAUUAUUGUCAAUUACAA
Molecule: messenger RNA, 3841 nt
Organism: Acanthopagrus latus (yellowfin seabream)
Lineage: Eukaryota; Metazoa; Chordata; Actinopteri; Spariformes; Sparidae
Gene: mtmr7a
Product: myotubularin related protein 7a
Exons: 14
Coding region: 241-2193 (650 amino acids)
Biological process (GO): dephosphorylation
Molecular function (GO): phosphatase activity
Source: RefSeq, a predicted model, not a curated record